CGGCGACACAUGCGCAGUAUGGGAAUGGCCCGGGUGUUGUGAUCCAGCUGAAGGGACUGGGAGAUUCCAGUAGACGUUGGAGAUUUCCUUUGCUCUGCUCCAGCAAUAACAGCAAUGCCAGAUACCUGACAUGAAGACUGUAAUGGGGUCUGCUGGUGUACUGUCUACUUCCAUGAUGACCUGUUCUGCCCCAUCACACUUCCCUGCUUCAUGCAGCUGAUGGUUGAGUCGUUUAAAGGGUACAGAAAAGAAAAAUGGCUGACAGUUUGAAAAGUUUCCUCCAGGACCUAGUGCGGGGUAUUAAAGACUCCAUUUGGGGAAUAUGUACCAUUUCCAAGCUGGAUGCCCGGAUUCAGCAGAGGCGAGAGGAGCAGAGGAAAAGACGUGCAAAUAGUGCGCUGGCCCAGCGCAGAGCCCAAAGCGAAGAGAGAAAGCCAGAGAAUGAGCCUCGCAUCGUCACCAGAAUUUUUCAGUGUUGUGCUUGGAACGGCGGAGUCUUCUGGCUAAGUCUCUUCUUGUUCUACCGAAUGUUUAUCCCCCUGCUGCAAUCAGUCACUGCAAGAAUAAUUGGUGACCCGUCCUUGCAUGGAGAUGUCUGGUCCUGGCUGGAGUUUAUCCUCACCUCUGUGUUUAGUGCGCUCUGGGUCCUCCCCCUCUUUGUCCUCAGCAAAGUGGUCAAUGCCAUCUGGUUCCAGGACAUUGCAGAUUUGGCUUUUGAGAUGUCCGGUAGAAAAGCACAGCCCUUUCCCAGUGUCAGUAAGAUCAUUGCUGACAUGCUGUUUAACCUUCUGCUGCAGGCUCUUUUCCUCAUCCAGGGCAUGUUUGUCAGUCUCUUUCCAAUAGAAGUGAUUGGACAGCUCAUCAGUCUGCUGCACAUGUCUCUGCUCUACUCCCUCUACUGCUUUGAAUACAGAUGGUUCAACAAAGGGAUUGAGAUGCAUCAGCGUUUAUCGAACAUUGAGCGUAACUGGCCUUAUUACUUUGGCUUUGGUUUGCCUCUCGCUUCACUCACAGCCAUGCAGUCAUCUUAUAUCAUCAGUGGCUGCCUCUUCUCCAUUCUCUUCCCUCUCUUUAUCAUCAGUGCAAAUGAAGCAAAGACACCUGGGAAGGCCUACCACUUCCAGCUGCGUCUCUUCUCACUGGUUGUUUUCCUCAGCAACCGGCUCUUUCACAAGACUGUGUACCUGCAGUCCAGCCUGAGCACCACUACCAGCCCUCACCCGUCUCCUGCCAAACACAAGGCCACAUUGGGACAUUGAUUUGAGGAAAAGUCCGUCCCGUCGACCGCCAUGUUUUUAAUUCUUUCUGACUGGCACAAGUGUUCUGUCUGCCACUCUGUGUUUUUUCUUUUUGUUCCUCUCUUUAUUGAUGGGACCCCCCCAGUCCUGAGACUUUUGCACGUUUGUAAAACUUUUGCGUGUGUCAAACUAGUGCAGCCCUGACCUGGAUUAUCCACUUUUUACGGUUUGUAAUAAACUCUUCAAGAAUCAACCAGCCGUCUCCAAGUCCGGCAAAUAAGCUAUCUCCCCAAACCCACCCAACAGAUCAGAGUGACCCAGUGUACAUAUUUCCUUACCUAUCUGGAGAAACUGCACAAGAUUCAACCCCCCCUUUUCCUGUUGGUGAAUUAAUCUAGAAAGGAAGUUCUACAUGAGAUUGAUGAAUCCUUUAUGGACUGACCACAGUUGUGACUGUGGAUAAGCCCACAAUCGAGCAAUUUUCUGUCUACAGUGAAAUUCAGUCUGCUGCAUCGUCCCAGACUGGAUUAUCAGAAGAACCGAAAAUGAUGGUUAUUUAAUUUUUUUAUUUUAGUUUUGGAUAUCCAGUAAUUACUAAGCACUUGGGCUUCAUCACUCAGGGAUGGAAGGGGUUAAUUACUGUUUUUAAUACCUUGAUGUUAAUUAUUUGUGUCUAAUUGAGCUAUGGACAAAAAAGAAAACAAAAAAAAAUUGUCUACAUCUGACCAUUUUGUGAUUUAAAAAAAAAAAAAAAGCAGCAAAUGAACAAUUUCUAUGU
Bufo gargarizans (Asiatic toad) is the source of this 2016-nucleotide messenger RNA. It is a transcript of the gene EI24, whose product is annotated as EI24 autophagy associated transmembrane protein. Gene Ontology annotation, cellular component: endoplasmic reticulum. Bases 255 to 1259 code for a protein of 334 amino acids. The transcript has 12 exons. Lineage: Eukaryota; Metazoa; Chordata; Amphibia; Anura; Bufonidae. The record is from RefSeq and is a predicted model, not a curated record. Gene Ontology annotation, biological process: macroautophagy.